Messenger RNA from Ceraceosorus bombacis, 1973 nucleotides. The record is from the annotation of a GenBank genome assembly. NCBI's taxonomy places the organism in Eukaryota, Fungi, Basidiomycota, Exobasidiomycetes, Ceraceosorales, Ceraceosoraceae.
AUGUCUACAAGCUUCAACAUGGCGUCGUUCCAGCGAACGCUAGCUACUGUCGCCGCUGCUGGGACUCGCACAACACCCUGCGUGCCUCUUAAGGAAUGCACAGCUCUUUCGAGGAGGGCGCUGCAUACCUCCGAAGCGAGUCGAGCUCAGCAAGCUUCCCCCAGCACAUCCAGCCCUUCCGGUCAGCGAUCGUCCUCUUUCGCCCAGCGCGACGCUCACGGUGGAGCUGCCCGAGCACGUUCAGCAGGCGGUCCAAGCUCAGGGGCAUACUCUAGCAAUCGAACCUUUCCCUCUUCCAACAGAUCAGGACCAGGUCGCAGAUUCGGACCUGGAGGAGCGAAUGGAAGGUUCUCGGGUGGAGCAGGCGGAAGAGCGAGAGAUUCCAGGAAACCUCGCGCUCCCAGAAGACUGCCGCCAUACGAGGAGUGGCUAAAAUCAGAAGAUGCAAAGAAGUGGAGACAGCCACCCUCUGACACUCGCGGGCCCUUCUGGAUCUCGGAUACAGUGAGCAAGCGUCUCAACGAAGAUGACCUCGUGUUAUGAGGUAAACGCUCGGCAGAUAUGCUGACGCAAGCCAUACCGCUUUUCUCACCUCGAAGCCCUUCCCACUCAACAAGACCUUUAACCCUUCUCCGCCAAUCGCAAGUCACAUCCGCGACGAGAUGUGGGCACAACAUCAGGCUUCGCCACGGGACACGGGAUCAGCUCGAGAAAUAAGCUCUCGCUUCGGCGUAUCCAUCGAGCGCGUCGAAGCCGUGCUCCGUCUCUGUGCGCUCGAAAGAGAAUUCACUGCUCAUGUGAGUGGAGCUCAAGUGCUGCCUCGAGACGUGGCGAAGUGUGGAACGAAGAAAGGGAAGGCAAGGCGUGGCACAUUGAUGAGACUUUUUACGAUUAGUCUUGAAGACGCACAUUUUACGUGGUUAUAAAUUAGCCUUUGAACACUCUGAGCGGAACGCGGGUUUCCAAGUAAUAAAUGCCGGGAUCACGAAGGAGGAACUGCACAGCGGCUCUGAGCUGUUAGCAAAUCACCGCGCAAAGGAGCCACGGAGGUGUCUUUCGCGCAGCAAGCACGUCGAUGCUGACCGAGUCUUCUCCAUUUGCUGCUUUUGGCAUGCAUCGCGCCACAGGGUCAACCUCUACAGACGCACUUCGCAGCCUCAAUGGAACAAAUCCUGGGGUCUGCUGCUAAACCUGCCAAGCUUCGCUUGCAGGAGCGCGCAGCUGCAGCAGAAUCGGGAGAGGGGAGCGAUGCGUCCCAAUUGGAAUUCCGCUCGCCUGUCCUCUCGCCCCUUUAUAAGGCUCAGAGCAACAAGGGCGGUGCGGAUGGCAGGAGGCUCGAGCCGAAUCAAGCCAUCGAUGAGGAUGUUCCUGUGGACUCGAAUCCUAAUUCGAAUGCCGUGCUGGAGAUUAGAGGACCUUAUCGUGAGAUGGUCGACGAGGGCACCGAUGUGAGUUCACAACGCGACGCUGGUAUAUUUUGCACAGAUUCCGAAGUUGACAUACUUUCUAUGUUGUGCGCUCUCCUUUCACGCUCCCAACAGCCCCCAGAGGUGCUCAGGCCUGCUUUGGAGGCUGCCACGCAGGAGCGACAAGCACAGAUCAGCGCGCUGCCCUCAUCCAAGCCCGAGUACAUUCGCGAUCGCGAGACUGGAGAACUACAGCAAGUCUCUUCCGUUCCGCUCUCGCUCGACGAGCAGCGAGCCUUCAAGGGUCGAUCCUUGAAGGUGGUGAAUGUGGGCAGCAAGUCUUAUCGGGGUGCGGGCACUGUGGAAAGGAAUAGGAGGAGGGCGGAGAGGCGAAGCAGAUUGAGAGCUGUGCUUAGACUUAAGAGGGCUAGAAAGAUGGACAAGGCGGAAAUGAGGAGAGUCGAGAGGGCAAUGUUUCUCGCUGAACGCAAAUUUUCAGGUCAAAAGGACAGUGAACAAGCUGGAAGCCAUGAAGAAGGUGAUCGAGGAACGGUCGGCCAAGCCUGA